This is a messenger RNA of Chinchilla lanigera (long-tailed chinchilla), 2118 nucleotides long. It is a transcript of the gene Pank3, whose product is annotated as pantothenate kinase 3. Gene Ontology annotation, cellular component: cytosol; nucleus. Lineage: Eukaryota; Metazoa; Chordata; Mammalia; Rodentia; Chinchillidae. Gene Ontology annotation, molecular function: pantothenate kinase activity; ATP binding. Gene Ontology annotation, biological process: coenzyme A biosynthetic process. The record is from RefSeq and is a predicted model, not a curated record.
CUUUCCCUUGGUUUGGCAUGGACAUUGGAGGAACUCUAGUAAAGCUCUCAUACUUUGAACCUAUCGAUAUCACAGCAGAGGAAGAACAAGAGGAAGUUGAGAGCUUAAAAAGUAUUCGGAAAUAUUUGACUUCUAAUGUGGCAUAUGGAUCCACUGGCAUUCGGGAUGUACACCUUGAACUGAAGGAUUUAACGCUUUUUGGUCGAAGAGGGAACUUGCACUUUAUCAGAUUUCCAACCCAGGACUUGCCUACUUUUAUCCAAAUGGGAAGAGAUAAAAACUUCUCAACAUUACACACGGUGCUAUGUGCUACAGGAGGUGGUGCUUACAAGUUUGAAAAAGAUUUUCGUACAAUUGGAAACCUCCACCUGCACAAACUGGAUGAACUGGACUGCCUUGUAAAGGGCUUGCUGUAUAUAGAUUCUGUCAGUUUCAAUGGACAAGCAGAGUGCUAUUAUUUUGCUAAUGCCUCAGAACCUGAGCGAUGCCAAAAGAUGCCUUUUAACUUAGAUGAUCCCUAUCCACUGCUGGUAGUGAACAUUGGCUCAGGCGUCAGUAUUUUAGCAGUCCAUUCCAAAGACAACUAUAAGCGAGUAACUGGGACAAGCCUUGGAGGGGGUACCUUUCUGGGCUUAUGCAGUUUAUUGACUGGCUGUGAAAGUUUUGAAGAAGCUCUUGAAAUGGCAUCCAAAGGUGAUAGCACCCAAGCUGACAAGCUGGUCCGAGAUAUUUAUGGAGGAGACUAUGAAAGAUUUGGUCUGCCAGGAUGGGCUGUAGCAUCUAGUUUUGGGAAUAUGAUUUAUAAAGAGAAGCGAGAAUCUGUUAGUAAAGAAGACCUGGCAAGAGCUACCUUAGUUACUAUCACCAAUAACAUUGGUUCUGUGGCACGAAUGUGUGCUGUAAAUGAGAAAAUAAACAGAGUUGUCUUUGUUGGAAACUUUUUACGUGUCAAUACUCUUUCAAUGAAACUUUUGGCAUAUGCACUGGAUUAUUGGUCGAAAGGUCAGCUGAAAGCAUUGUUUCUAGAACAUGAGGGGUACUUUGGAGCUGUUGGUGCUCUUCUUGGGCUGCCGAAUUUCAGCUAAAGCAUCAGAGAUUUCUCUGCUAAUAAAUGUCACAAAAGGAGCUGAAACUGGAGACAUAUCACUGCAUUGUUUGUCACUGGGAACCAAAGGAUAAAAGUAGCAUUAUUCUUGUUUUCAAAUGUCAAGAUGGUAAGCUCAUGAGUAUUGCAAUAUUAAAAGUGAGAGCUGUAUAACAUGUGAAGUAUUUCUCAUUGAAAUGUUUUUCAUUUUGUAUAUAGCCAUUGUUCAGUCUCUAAGCAUAGUCUAGCCUCUGAUUAUUGAGCUUCCUCUCAAAAAGAUUUUCUGUUUAUUUUAUGUAGCCAGCAUUUCAGUCACGUAUGCUCAAUCAAAUCUUAAAAGUACAAUAAAUGUUUUACUUAUGAAAGUAAUUGAUUCUGAGUAUUUGUUACAAGUAUGUGUGUUUUGGUUAUUUGUGAGCAGACAGGAAGAUACUCUGUAUCCAAAUUUAUUAUAAUGGCAAUCAAAGAUGAUCGUUUUAUGUGAUUUUAGAAAUGCUAAGGAGUUAUUGUAGUUUUUCUAACAUACCCCCUCAGAAAAGCAUGUUUAUAUGAUCUUUCCCCAGAAGUAUAACUUUCCUCAAAUGCACAAUUUAAUUGAAUAUAAUAAUUUAACUGAAAUACUGUUGGUGAAUGUUAGCCUAAAUUUUAAAAUGGCUGGAAAACGCACAUAUUUGUUAACACUACACUUUCUGUAUUUUGUGAAUUAACAUGUGUUAAAAGGCUUAAUAUUUUUAAAUUGCAGGUUUAAUUAUUUUGGAGUUUGUAUAAUGAGCUUCUUGGACUAUCUGAAUGGAAUAUGGUUUUUGUGAAUUGACAUUUUUCUCAUGUCCAAAUUUAUGUAUUUCUUCUCAUUAAUUAGAUCUGAACCAUGAGAGCCAAGAGUUUUGUUCUUUGAAUAGCAGCAACAGAAUCACAUUUGUUCUAAGUGGGUGUUUUGAAAGUUUGUAGGCAUCUGAGCCGGGUUACAGAUUACAAAAGGAUCAGUGUUUCACAUAUUUUGGUAAUAAAAGCAUUAAAGUCCCAAAAUUUGUAAA